Molecule: messenger RNA, 4510 nt
Organism: Monascus purpureus
Lineage: Eukaryota; Fungi; Ascomycota; Eurotiomycetes; Eurotiales; Aspergillaceae
Source: the annotation of a GenBank genome assembly
GUCGAAGCCUUCACUUUUUGAUUCACUCUUUCUGGAAGUAAAUCCCCUCGUUAUUCGCAGUCUGCUAUUUCGUGCUGUCUGUCAAACCAUGUACUUCAUCUCUUUUUUAUCCUCUCAGUGGACCUUCUCUGGAUGUAAUAACUCCAGUACCUUCAUACUGUGUUUUAAUGCCCUUAGAUAGUGUCUCUGAACCCAUCUCUGUCCCUCCCUUUCCGACACUUUGUUUUCUUACUCCUGAGAAUUAUCUGUUAUACGGAGUAGAUUUUACACGUACCAGUCAUUUCAGCGCGUCCGUCGGCCGUAAUGGCGGGUCUAUCGCCCUCUAAGACAGAUGGGCCUUCCAAGAGUUACGAUCCGUCUCUCCCACCUCAUAUACAUGAGAUAUUGAUUCGUGCAUGUGCAGAAUUGCAAGUGCAACAGCUGAAUUACAUGCCAUUCCAAGACAAUGAUCAGCUUGACCUAUCACCUAGAGAAGUCCGGGAGACAACACGGGGUCAAACAGUUCCAAGACGUCAUGCGAGAGCGCGUCAACAGCAGCAUCAGCGUGAUGGCCGUCAAACAUCAGGUCCACCCGGGCUGGCUCCCUAUAUCCACGAAACAAUUCAGUAUUCUACACAACCAACUGGUCCCGGGUACUCUUACUCGCAUGCCCCCAGAACUCGCUUUGGAGAUCAACAGUCGGAUCCUCACCGGAGGAUACAAAUACAGGCGAAAGAGAAUUUCCGCGCUAUGCUCGCAAAAAUAUCUCAAGAAACACUCGAGUCGUAUGCUAAGACACGAGGCUAUUCGGUGGGACCUAAAGCGAUUGAUUUCAAGUGUUUUGGCAGUCUCCGUAACGGUUUUGCUUUGCCUGGUGCCGACCUUGACUUGGUGAUGACAACACGUCCAUCCAGCUUCCCCCAACAGUUGGAAGCUGAAUGCCCUCAGGUUCUAGAGAAAGCCUUUGCGGAUGCCGGACUUGAUGCUUGCUUGAUAUCAAAGACUAGAGUCCCUAUCAUAAAGCUGUCCGAUAAAUCAGGCACUGGCAUUCGAUGCGACAUAAAUUUCUCUGGCCGUUUAGCAAUAUACAACACAGAAUUGCUUCGUUGCUACGCACUCUGUGAUGAGAGGAUACGUAUGCUUGGGGUCUUCGUGAAAAUGUGGGCGAAGGCUCGGAGGAUUAACAGUCCUUACCAUGGAACUAUGUGCUCAUACGGCUAUAUACUGAUGGUUAUCCAUUACCUUGUGAAUAUCGUUGGCCCUCCUUUGGCCCCGAACCUUCAGCUCGCUGCUCACGGCAAAGCUACUACCAUCGAUGGAUAUGAUGUUCUAUUCUUCAAUAACGAGGCCGAACUCAGAGCAAGGGCUAAGAUUAAUGCAAAAUUCGGCAAUCAGCAGUCCGUUGGAAGCCUUCUUCGUGGUUUUUUUGCAUACUAUGGAAGUCGUGGCCGAGGAGCUCCUCUUGGCGGCUUCGAUUGGGUUAAUAAGGUCAUCUCGAUCCGCACCCCAGGCGGCAUUCUUCCUAAAGCAGACAAAGGAUGGAAUUGUGCUAAAGUCGAUGAAAAGGGGCAUCGACUCAGGUACCUGAUUGCAAUUGAAGAUCCGUUUGAACUUGACCACAAUGUUGCGAGAACUGUUACUCACAGUGGGCUUACUGCUAUCAGAGCCGAGUUCCGUCGUGCUCAUACCAUCAUUAACCGUGUUCAGGAGAUACCCGGACUGGGAUGGGAAUGGCGCCACGACGAUGGGGAUGUCGGCGAGGACUUUCUUGCUGAACCUGGUAGUAAACCUAAUAACGCCAGUAUUGUGGAGCCGGAAACUCGCUCUGCUCCAGUUUGCGGCCCUAUUGAAGAAUCUGGAGCUUUGAAACCGAGCCACAACUACCAAUAUAGCCCCAACAUUGUUUUUGGAACUUCUUCAAAAGCACAGGAGCAACAGGAAUACAGAGAAAACUUCCGACGACACACCACCUCGACUGCCAAUAAUAUGAAGCGUCUAUUGCAUAUGCCAGCAGCCUGGGGCUCACGCUCCUCACAAUGCUCAGCUCGUGGCUUGAACCAGAACCAUGAUCAGGGGUUUGUCUCUGACCUCAGAUCUGAAUACCCACACAUGGCUACACACACUGGCUCGAAUCAUCAACACAUUUUAUGUCAAGAACAACCUAAUACCUCCCCUUGUUUGGCUGGUGUGGUUCUUGACCCAAGGCAGUUUCAUAGUCCAAGUGCAAUUCGCGAUAGAGCCUCAAUCUGUCAAGUGCCCAAUUGCAAAAAUGAAAGUACGAACUCUCAUGCUGGUUCCUCGGUUUUAGCAAACAAGUGGGCUAUUUCCACCCAUGAUUUACUAUCUGCUCUCCCGUUCUACGAAGGCAAUACUGGCUGAAACAACCUCAAACGAAUCCCAAGUUUUCCUAUUUCUGUCUGACUUCUGCCACUGAUCACACUAUUGUCUUACAAUGAAGUAGCAUUGCGGCUUCGAAUUUCAGCAUAUGAGAUGGUGGAUUCUGCGGAAAGGGGCCGAUAACUGGGGAAAAGAAGAGAUGUUAGUUAACAAGGGUUAUGGCUUUCAUUAACAGGUAUAAUAUAUUGCCUUACUCUGUGGGAAAUUUCUGCCUCUUUGGCGGUAAACAUACCUCCCACGGCCCCGUUCUUAUGUAUCGAGAAAACCUGCAAUGCUAUUUCCCACGUUUACACUGAUGAACAAGAUUAGUAUCAAUGUGUAGAACAUGAGAUUACCACUUCCAUCAGUCGACUGUAACUAAACACCUUAGUAUUCCCUGUUGAAAUAUUCCGGGUUCGUGGUAUACAAGAAUUCAUCGUAGGAACUAGUCGUGACAGGGCAUAUCAUACGUGACACGAGGACUGCUGGAGUCAAAUUCAUAGUUCUCCUUUAUAAUCUUGACAUUCAGGAAAUCGGUGUAUCUUCAUCAGCCACCGUGCCCUCAAAUCCUGCUACUGGAGACGCUUCUGCAUUUGGCGUUCCUUCUGUCCCCAGCGCGUCUUCGAAGGUGGUGUGGCCUGAGACCAUGUCAGGCAGGCUUGCUGCCUCAUUGCUAAUAAUAUUCUCAUUGCCCCUAGAAUUCGCUGUUCGGCCCUCCGCGGGUGUUGAUGAAUCAUAAGCGGUAUCGACGUCUUCCUUCAGGAUAGCAGAGCCACCAACGAUACCAGAUCCCGAACCAUUAAGCUCACCAGCGCCGACAACAUUGCCGUCCACGCCUCCCCAGAUAAACAUGGCCUCGACUUCAUCGACGAUGUCAGCCAGGACAUCUUCCGCUAUCUGCUCAUUAAAACGUUCCCCUAUCGCCCUAAUGAGCUCGCCAGUAUCUGUAUGAGAAGGGGGCCCGAUCCACCAUGGUGGCUCGAAGCGGCAUUCUACAGCUCCGCCGCCAAAGCAGCUCACAGCAGGGUAAUAACCAAUCAUUCCAUCGUCUGCACUUUCUCGCUCUCCGAUGCCGAGGUUAUUUGUUCCGUUUGCGAGUCUACUGGCUGGCGGGAGGAAUGCGUACAGUUCCUUGAAGGGAGUGCCCAUUUUGACUCCGUUCUUAUAUAUCGUAAUGCUUGAGCCUGGCAAUGUCCGCAAUGAUGCGUCCUCACUGUUUAAAGGCGAGGGUGGGCCGAAAGUUGGGGUUUCCUUGAGAUUAAACGCAUAAUCCCGAAGUUGUUUCGUGGGGAAAACAUUUGACUGCUGCCAACAAAAAUCCGAUCUGUAAUGGAAAGGUAUACGAUCACGAAUAAUGUUUGUUGCUGAUGGGGAUUCCGAAUGAUAUGUCGAACCAUCCCCGUCAACUGCGGGAUCAUAUGUCCCUUCCACAACUUUUCUUUGUAAAGAAAGUGGUGGGAUAGUGAUGAGCAUACCGAUAACGUCACCUUCACAAACAGACUCUCCUUUAGGGAAGAAGUACUCGCAGCGCAUUCGAUUGACCACCUCGCCGUUCACAUCUCGAAUUCCGUAGCCAUAACAGUCCACCCCUACAUUGACAUCGAGGUCUGCCUCCCGUCGCGCAAACCCAAGGCGGACAUGGCCUCGUGGGGACGAUCCAGAGGCGCCACUCCUAGGUGCUGCCUGAGUAUCACUGACAAUUCCACUUAUUACACGGGCCUCAUAGUAGUAUGUUCCCUCGCGUACACAUACGUUGGCGCGUGCUGUCUGCCAUGGAUCGCUGGUUGUAACCGCAAGUGCAUCCUUGGUAAAAGCUAUUGCCGCAGGAGAGUCUUCAAAACUGAAGCGGGCAUGAUAAGGAUGGAGGUCUGUUUGACGAUACUUGAUAUGCCGAAAAAGUGGAUCAGCAAUUGCAUAGCUGUAACGAAAUCCAUUUUUAUUUGUGAGCUUGUCGACCACUUCAUAGAAAUCCCAGCUCUGGCCUAUGACAUCCGAUGUUUUCCGGGUCAUGAAGCUCAGUUGGCGUGGCUGUGGAGGCAAAAGAUCGGAUGGCCUUGGUUCUGCAAGCAACAGAGGCCUAAGGAGUGAGAGUUCAGAACUCGGAAUGGCGGAGUUGUGAACAAGGACGGCGCGUUUCUUAGGGGGCGCGUUUUCC